Molecule: messenger RNA, 1323 nt
Organism: Chondrus crispus (carragheen)
Lineage: Eukaryota; Rhodophyta; Florideophyceae; Gigartinales; Gigartinaceae
Exons: 1
Coding region: 1-1323 (440 amino acids)
Biological process (GO): DNA replication initiation; DNA replication
Cellular component (GO): alpha DNA polymerase:primase complex
Molecular function (GO): DNA binding
Source: RefSeq, a predicted model, not a curated record
AUGAAUGAUGCCGUGCCAGCGAAGAUCGACGCCGUGCGCGCGAGGGUCAGGCACCUGGGCGACCGCAUUCUUGCGAGAGUCAGGCAUCUUAGGAAUGAGGAUGAGCUGCCCAAGAUCUCCCCGGAGAGCUUUUUCGUCCGCAGCCCGGAUGUGGUCUUGGCGGUGGGGCGAAUUAGAGUCGAGCUGGAGGAGACAGACGGCGUUGGGAUUGGGAGGAUUAAUGCCAAUUCGGUUGUGUUAGAGAGUGAAGAGGGAAACAUGGUUAAGCUUAACCUUAGCAGGGUCCAUGAGAAAAAGCAACCCAUGUUUCUCAACUCUGGUAUGGUUGUCGUCGUCGAAGGUGUCAACACCAAUGGUCGAUGCAUUCAAGUGCAUGCCGUAUAUGACAAUGCGAUGUCGCUGCCGCCAGACGCCCGCCAGAAGAAGGAUCACCGCGUAGAUGACGACGGCGACUCUCUCCUACCAGACGCCGCGCAGGAGCAGGAGCAACCGUUUGCUAAUAUCAUCUUCGCAGCUGGGCCGUUUACAACGAGCACGAAUCUCAACUACGAGCCGCUGGAAGACCUGCUUAGUGUUGUGGAGCGGGCGCGUCCGGAUGCCGUAUUCUUGACUGGGCCGUUUGUCGACGCAUCGCAUGCGGACGUCUCGUCUGCCACGCCCGUACAGUUUGAACACAUCUUUGAGACUCGCGUGUUGAACCGCUUGCGGAAAGCCGUGGCGGCGAUGACGGAUGAGGGUCCGCGCACCGAGUUUGUACUCGUCCCGUCGCUCAUGGAUGUCCAUCACGACUUUGUUUGUCCGCAGCCGGCUUUCCGCCUGCAGGCGGGGCAGCCGAGUGACGCCCGCAUUAGGCUGGUCGCCAACCCCAGUGUAGUCGAGCUUGCGUCGAGAGACGGCGCUGCUGUUGCAACGGUUGGAGUUGCUAACCUCCCUUCUUUGCAAGACAUCUCUGCGGACUGCAUCUGCUGGAACAAGCCUGACCGUUUUGCAGCAAUUGCUUCGCACAUGGUCCGCCAAUGUAGUUUUUACCCCACUUUUCCACCGUCUGCAAGCGUACCUCUUGAUUGCUCGUUGUGGGACGGCAUGGCGAUACCGGACACGGAAAGAUGGCCGACCGUCGAUGUCCUGGUUACGCCGUCAAGGCUAAAGGCUUUUGCAAAGAGCGUGGACGGCGGAGCCGUUGCUGUCAACCCGGGGCUGCUCUGCAGAGGCUCGUCUGGGGGAUCGUAUGCUGAGAUGCGCAUUCCUCUGCACGAAGCUACAUCAAGUCGCGGGCUAAACGCCAAUGAGGACAAGUUGAAGGCUAGUAUCAUUCGGCUUUAG